Pocillopora meandrina is the source of this 1461-nucleotide messenger RNA. The record is from the annotation of a GenBank genome assembly. NCBI's taxonomy places the organism in Eukaryota, Metazoa, Cnidaria, Anthozoa, Scleractinia, Pocilloporidae.
AUGCCCUCAAAUCUUCCUCUUAACACUCAGAGUACGGUUGGGUUUAAUAACAGCCUGAAGACGGCAAGUUCUGACAUGAAGCUGGAAAACAACAAGUCAGUGAAUUUGGAGAUUGAAUCAGUCGGAGUAAGGCACAUGAAUGGGGGCUCAUCAAAGAUCCACAGACCGAGAUCCGAAGGAUGGAGGCCUUUAGCCGGGUCCCAAAAGCCAUGUAUUUCGAUCGAGAAAGCUGAUCACAGAUCGAGAAGUCUUGAAAAUGAAGCCGACCAUUAAACCGAUGAGACGUAGCAUAAUUCCUGCGAUCUUACUUCCAAGAGUCUUGAGCCCAUCUCCAACACUUUUGACAACAGACUUCAGGCUUCUUGUCAAUGUGCUCAAAAUCACUCCAAUCGUAGUUCCGACUGCGACUAAGUACAACAGCUGAGACUGUGAAACCGUAUAUCUUGAAAAUGUUUCUCACUCUCUCUCUCUCUUAGUGAAGUGCCUUCUUCAAGUUCUCUUUUAUUCUUAAGUGCAUCAAUCCGCUCUUGAUUUUCAGUUAUCUUUCUCUUGCUCUUUAUCUUAUAGCUUGGUCUUCACUUUCAUCAUUGGCAAUUCCCCGAUACUCCUGAAUAGACUUCUGCAGCUCAUCAAUUUCAAUCAAUCAAAACCUCUUACUCUGGGCCAAGUGAGGUGUUUAUUUGUUUUGGGAGUGAUGUAUUUAACCUUUGCUUAUUCAAACUCUUUUCUUCAGUAAACAAGGGAUAUGUCUUCUUGCCUUAGCCAAACAUCUUUGCUUGCAACCGAAGUGAUGACUCGCGAAUAAGAAGUAUCACCUUCAAUGAAAUAUGUUUCAGCAGUUUCCGAUGCUUUCUCUUGUCCCCUGGUCAUUGUCGUCAUUGGAAUGUCUUCACCUGAUAGCCCUGGAUUUGAAUUAAAGUCUGGUUUAAAAGGUGUUGUUGUAUUUCCUACAUCUUCAUUACCAUCAUUAUCAUCGUCAUCGUGUUCAAAAAGAGGAUCGGUAUCUCCAAAAUCAGCCAUUUUAAAUAAAAUAUCUAUUUUGAAAUGGAAGUCAGUGAAAAAACCAAACCAAAUUUUGAAAAAAAGACGUCAAAUGCCCUCAAGGCUGACUGCUUAGUUCACAGAGUAACAUUUAACCCUAAUAGGGCAUCUCCAGGUGAAGUCCCUAGAGUUCCAGUUCCAAAGCUUGAUGACGGAGCUGUCCUUGUGCUAGGAUCUCUUUAUCUCAUCUUUGACUUGGCAGUUUGUGGUCACGCAAACAAUUAUAUCGUGAACAAUGUCGCAAGGGCUCUUGUUGACGGGUUGACUGUGAAAUUCGUAGGAGAAAUUGUGUAGGACACUGAUGGUUAAGAUUUAUUCAAGCUCUAUGAGGACCUCUUCUUGACUGAGAAUGAAAGGGCGAGCAUGUUCAGAGAAGGUAUUCAAUCUGAAAAUCUUUCUGAGAUGGAAUUCUGGGGAUAA